AUGUCUACUUAUGAUCAGGUGGAGAUCGAAGAUAUGACUUUCGACGUCGAUACUCAGACGUUCACAUAUCCUUGUCCCUGUGGUGAUCGUUUUCAGAUUUUCAUAGAUGACAUGUACGAUGGUGAAAAUAUCGCUGUGUGUCCAAGCUGUUCCCUAAUGAUUGAAGUUGUCUUUGAGAAGGAAGAUCUGACAGAAUAUUACGAAGAGGCCGGUAGUCAACCACCGGAACCGGUGGCUGUUGCCAGUUGA
Messenger RNA from Torulaspora delbrueckii, 249 nucleotides. RefSeq names its product Kti11p (gene KTI11). Gene Ontology annotation, molecular function: metal ion binding. The record is from RefSeq and is a predicted model, not a curated record. The transcript has a single exon. The coding region runs from base 1 to 249 and encodes 82 amino acids. Gene Ontology annotation, biological process: protein histidyl modification to diphthamide. NCBI's taxonomy places the organism in Eukaryota, Fungi, Ascomycota, Saccharomycetes, Saccharomycetales, Saccharomycetaceae.